AUGGAAUCCGAUAUAUCCGACCAUGGGUGGCUUUAUGCGCUAGACAUCAAUCAAAUUAGAAAAAUAACCAUAUAUAAAGGGUUUUCAGCUAUGGCAAAGCUUAAGAUCUCUAGUGUCGUUAUUGCCUUAUUCCUAAUUGUCUCACCAAUGGUGCUAGCUGAAGAAGUAGAAGAAGAGUUGAGUCCUUCAGGUGAACCGCUUUCUACUUCACCGGAGGCUGAACCAGGACUUUACAACUACGUGGAACAAUGUUCAGCCAUGGUAGGCCAGAAAUGUGGGGAGGAGAUUCUACAUGGCUCCUUGUUGGGAAAGCAUGUUACUCUCGACUGUUGUGAGAAACUUCUGCUAAUGGGAAAGGAAUGUGAUGAUGCAUUGAUGAAGAUCGUUCUUGAAUUUCCUGAAUUCAAAGAACAUGAAGAAGAAGCUUUGGCAGGGGCUAAUCGACUCUGGGAAAGCUGUACUUUAGCCGUGCAAGCUACCUCACCUUCCCCUUAUAACUAUUAA
Molecule: messenger RNA, 504 nt
Organism: Dovyalis caffra
Lineage: Eukaryota; Viridiplantae; Streptophyta; Magnoliopsida; Malpighiales; Salicaceae
Source: the annotation of a GenBank genome assembly